AUGCCACGAUUUGAUAUGCGAGAUAAAGAUGGAAUUAUUUUUGAUCCAAUUGCACCACGAGCUGGAGAGAAAUUGGUCGCAAAAUGUACUCUAGUUGGCUUAACACCUAAUGAUAAACGUCACGUUGAAUGGUCAUUAGAAAGAUUUAAUGAUGGAAAAAAUUUUACAUUAGCUGUUGAUACUGAUGUUUUACAAUUUAAUCAACCAAUACCUCGUUUACAAGCUAUACAUGGUACUGAUUCACCGGAUUGGUAUUUAAUAUUUGAUCCACUUGAUCGAGAUGAUAUUGGAAAUUUAACAUGUCGUUUAACUGACACAAAUUUACGAGAUGUAUAUUUAACACGUUUUCUUAAUGUGAUUAGUGAACCUGUUGUUCUUGAAUCAUCAACAAAAGAUAUUGAAGUCAGUGAUGGAGACUCUGUUACACUUAUAUGCAAUGCACAAGGAUAUCCGACUCCAAAAAUCGAAUGGCAAAAAGCAGAUGCACGACCUUUAACUUCAGGUUAUAUUCGACAAGUGGGAUCUCAAUUACAAUUAUAUCAUGUAUCGAGUAAAGAUACUGGAAUUUAUAAAUGUCUUGCUAGUAAUCUAGUUGGUUUUGGUAGUGAAUGGACAUUGAAACUUUCAGUAAGAUUUCGUCCAUAUAUUUAUUGUCAACGUGAAGUUGGUCAAGCAACCGAUUUUCAAGUUGAUGUUUAUAUGGAAUGUUAUGUGUAUGGUUAUCCACCACCAAAAAUUUCUUGGCGUAAAGAACGAAGUGCUGGUUUACCAAAUAUGAAAUAUGAUACAGAUAUUUGGAAUUCACAAAAAUAUUUAAUUGAAGCUACAAUACCAGAAAUGUCAAUUUGUACUGAUUGUAUUCUAUCACGUUUGACAAUAAUUAAUGUUGAACAAGCUGAUUUAGGUCAUUAUUAUAUUAAUGCAACAUCACCUGGUUUUCCAUCUGAAUUUGGAAAAAUUACACUUUAUCGUAAGGGAUAA
Messenger RNA from Adineta steineri, 981 nucleotides. The record is from the annotation of a GenBank genome assembly. NCBI's taxonomy places the organism in Eukaryota, Metazoa, Rotifera, Eurotatoria, Adinetida, Adinetidae.